Molecule: messenger RNA, 1176 nt
Organism: Vigna unguiculata (cowpea)
Lineage: Eukaryota; Viridiplantae; Streptophyta; Magnoliopsida; Fabales; Fabaceae
Product: protein SRC2-like
Biological process (GO): defense response
Source: RefSeq, a predicted model, not a curated record
UCAAGAUGGUUGACCUUAAUCUGUGUUAAUUAGUUUGUGAGCGAAGACGAUAAAAUAAAACAUACACAACAACCAACUUCAGACUCAUAUUUCUGAUCUUCGAAUUCACUGAAAAACUCGUCACCGUCACCAUGGAACACAGAACGCUGGAACUCAACCUCGGAUCGGCGAAGGAUAUCAAAGACGUGAAUCUCUUUUCCAAGAUGGACGUGUACGCCGUCGUUUCGCUCUCAGGCGUCAAAAAGAUCAAGACUCCCGUCGACAGAAACGGCGGCACCAACCCCACGUGGAAAGUUACCGAGAAGUUCACCAUCGACGAAUCGCUCGCGCGUCAGAACGGCUUGACCCUCGAAAUCAAGCUCCGCUGCGAGCGCAGCCUCUCCGCCGACAAAGAAAUCGGCCAGGUCGUCGUCCCCAUAAGGGAGCUCCUCGACCAACCCGGCGACGGAAAAUCCUUCCAGCAUGUCAGUUACCAGGUCAGAAAACCCUCCGGCAAACCCAAAGGAGCGUUUAGUUUUUCUUACAGAUUUAGCGAAAAAUUCACAGCGCCCGGGAUAGCGCCAGCGCCGUCCGCGCCUGUUGCUCCCAAGACGGAGCCGGUGACGGCUUAUCCUGCUCCCGCGGUGGGGUCCACUUCUGCCUCGUAUCCCGGCGUGUAUCCUCCUCCACCGCAGCCACAAUAUGCGGGCGGAUACGGGUACCCUCCGCCGCCGCAAGCGGCGUACGGGUACGCUCCACAAGCGGCUUACGGGUACGCGGCACAACCCGGGUACGGUUACCCUCCUGCUCCUGCUCCUGCUCAGAGACCCGGGAAGAACAAAUUUGGGAUGGGAUUGGGAGCGGGUUUGCUUGGUGGAGCAUUGGGUGGGCUUCUGAUCGGAGACAUGAUAUCUGAUGUAGGUUCUUACGAUGCUGGCUAUGACGCUGGUUUUGGAGAUGCUGGUGGAUUUGAUUUUUAAGUUUUAAUAUUUUUCUUACUUGUUUUGUUUCUUUGGAGUACAUAGUUUUUCUUAGUAUCUGAACCUUGAAUAUGGUUUUGCGACAGUAUACACUGUUUUGUUACUUCUAUUUACUUGUACAGGUGGUGUGUUCUGUUUGUAAUCGCUCAAGUAAUGUUAUGUUUCACGACUAUCUCUGUUUUUUUUUCGAAUAUUAAUUCUCGUAUUAUUUUUGGAA